AUGCCGUAUUCGUACCACAGCCAUUCCGGGCAAUACUGUCACCAUGGUUAUGGCUUGCUAGAAGACGUUGUCAAGGAAGCAAUUCGCAAAGGUUUUCAUGCAUACGGCUUGAGCGAACAUAUGCCUCGUUUUGCCGACAGUGAGCUGUAUCCAGAAGAAAUAGAGGCAAAGUGUACACCAGCAACUUUAAACACGCAAUUUGAACAAUUCCACGCGCAUGCACGUCAACUCGUUAAAAAGUACAGUGGUCAAAUCGAUCUCAUUGUGGGUACUGAGAUUGAGUUUAUCCACACCCAAUAUGCAGAAUAUAUUCGCGAAAUACGCAGCAAGGUGGACUAUGUCGUUGGAUCUUUGCACCAUGUCGGCAGUGUACCAAUAGAUUUUUCGCCCGAACUCUACAAAGUUGCACUCGAACGAUAUGGUGAUAUUGCAUCCUUAUUCAGCGCUUACUUUGACGAACAGUACGAGAUGUUGGUACGCGUUCAGCCCGAGGUGGUGGGUCAUUUUGAUCUUGUCCGCAUCUUUGCUUCAUCUGAAGAACAGCAAACAUUGAGCCAGCCGGAUAUUUGGAACAAGGUCAAGCGAAAUAUCGACUACAUCGUUCGGUACGGCGGAAUAUUCGAAAUCAAUUCUAGAGCAUGGAAGAAGGGCCUACGAGAUGCAUACCCUUGCCGCGACGUUAUCAAGUACAUCCAAGAAAAAGGCGGCCACUUCACUUUAUCAGACGAUUGUCAUGGGCCUCAAGAUGUCGGGAUGCAUUAUGAUAAGCUCAAGAGUUACUUGAAAGAGACAGAUAUCGAGGUCAUUCACUAUCUGGCACGGGAAGGUGGCAGGAUUGUUGUGAGAGCUGAUGGAAACAUUUUGAAUGAUCCCUUUUGGGAUAACAUUGCAAAUUGGUAG
Molecule: messenger RNA, 900 nt
Organism: Zychaea mexicana
Lineage: Eukaryota; Fungi; Mucoromycota; Mucoromycetes; Mucorales; Lichtheimiaceae
Product: Polymerase/histidinol phosphatase-like protein
Exons: 3
Coding region: 1-900 (299 amino acids)
Biological process (GO): L-histidine biosynthetic process
Cellular component (GO): cytoplasm
Molecular function (GO): histidinol-phosphatase activity
Source: RefSeq, a predicted model, not a curated record